AUGGGAUAUACUCACCAUAGCCAACAAAAGCCCUACUGGGAGAGCCAAAGGAUGAAGAGGCAGCACUACCUCAAUGGUGUAUUUUUCAGCCGCGUAGUCAUCAGUCAAUAG
This is a messenger RNA of Echinococcus granulosus, 111 nucleotides long. RefSeq lists its product as hypothetical. The transcript has 2 exons. The record is from RefSeq and is a predicted model, not a curated record. Bases 1 to 111 code for a protein of 36 amino acids. Lineage: Eukaryota; Metazoa; Platyhelminthes; Cestoda; Cyclophyllidea; Taeniidae.